This is a messenger RNA of Durusdinium trenchii, 2487 nucleotides long. The record is from the annotation of a GenBank genome assembly. NCBI's taxonomy places the organism in Eukaryota, Dinophyceae, Suessiales, Symbiodiniaceae.
AUGACGAAUUUCCGGCGGGCUGUGUCAGAAGGAGGUGCUGCACAGAAUCAUUGCUGCGUAGUACAGUCUGAAUCAACCGAAGAGCCCUCUCAAUGGAGGCAACAUGCAGUGUUGGAGCUGCAGAAGCACCGCAGAGGCAAUCUUCUUGGCAACGACUCCGCCAUCACAGUUGAGUCGGGAUCCAGCCGGUCAUUGGCCUUGGAUGCCGUGGGCAAUCCGGAUUCGACUCAAGAUGCAUUAUGGCCAUCAAUGCCUACGGUAGAAAUGCAUGGCGAGGAAAUCUCUCAUGAGCAAGAAGCAGGCGAGCAAACCAGCUGCUGCAACCGUGCCUGGUGGCUAUUGCAGGGCUGGUUGUUGGCAAUUAUGGUGGGUAUUUGCUCAUCUCUUUCUGGAGCUGGCUUGGAUGUGGGAGUGCAAGGACUCUCAUCGGUGCGCUUCGGUGUGUGCAGCCCUCCGUGGAUUCCCUUCCGACAUUGCCCAGAGGAUUCAUGGAUCUACUGGGGCCAUGGCAUGACAGGGUAUGCAUUCAAUGUUGGCUUCGGUACGCUGUGGGCGUUUAUCUCCGGGAUGCUGGUGUAUGCCUUUGCCCCUGCUGCAGCUGGAUCGGGCAUACCAGAAGUAAAAACAAUAUUGAACGGAUUCGUGAUGGCAGAUGUGGUCUCCUGGCGCACUUUGCUCAUCAAAGUUCCAGGGCUCAUGCUCUCUGUCGCAGCAGGCAUGUCAUUGGGCAAGGAAGGACCUCUUGUGCAUGUCGCUGUGUGCUGGGCUCAACUGCUCUCACGGGCUUUUCCACAGUUUGCCAAUGAAGCCAAACGUCGAGAGCUUUUCUCUGCUGCAGCAGCUGCUGGAGUAAGCACAGCGUUUGGAGCACCUUUGGGUGGCGUACUCUUUAGCUUGGAAGAAGUCAGCUCCUUUUUCCCUUCACGUACACUGAUCAAGUCAUUUACAGCAGCAAUGGCAGCUGCGAUUGUGCUCUCAGUGCUCAACACGACCAACACCAAAGGCCUGACGCUCUUCAGCGUUGAAUACAGCACCGCCUGCCAUCCGAUCGAGUACUUCAUUUUUGCCGUUCUGGGCGUUGUGGGUGGCCUCAUUGGAGCAGUCUUCAACUCCCUCAAUGUCCGCUGGUCGGCCUUUCGCAUGACGCCGGCCUUCCGGAAGCGUGUGCACCCCGUCUUGGAGGUGACUUGUAUUGCCUUGGUGACAUUGCUCUCCUCGUUUCCACUGGCCAUGACUCGGGUUCUAAGCUCUGAUGCAAUUCAUGCACUUUUCGAAGCCUGUGAUGCUGGCUCGGGCCAUCAGCUGCGGGGGCAUUUGAAGCUUUGCACCGCGGAUGAUGCGUAUGCGAAAGCCUCUGCCUCCCUUUUGAUGGAGCUACUGUUGGCCGCCUUGAUCCGUUUGCUUCAGACCAUCUUGACCUUCGGGGUGCCUUGCCCUGCAGGACUGUUUGUUCCCUCACUCUUCACGGGUGCUGCCAUUGGACGCUUUGUUGGUGUCAUCGUGCAGGCUGCUAAUCAUGAACGCCAGAUUUUUCCUCGCACCGUGGAGCCUGGAGUGUAUGCAAUGGUUGGAGCAGCUGCCGUGCUUGGUGGCGUUUGUCGGGUGACGAUCUCCUUGGUGGCUAUCAUGCUGGAGCUUACAGGGGGAAUGACUUACAUCGUGCCCUUCAUGAUCGCUGUUCUUAUCGCCAAGCUUGUGGGAGACACACUGAACGAAGGCAUCUACGACCUGUACAUCGUCCUUAAGGGAUAUCCGUUUCUGCAGGAAGAACUGGAUGUGACCUUCAUUGAGAGAUGUUGCGACAUCAUGCAGUCAGGCUUGACCAAACUGGAUAUAAGUCUGCAGCCCACGGUCGCUGAUUUGACAUGGCUGAUUCAGAACUUCCAUUACUCUGGGUAUCCGGUUGUCAAAGGUGAUAGCUUCUUGGGAUACGUGAAGCGAGAAUAUUUGCGAGAGCUGUUGGGACAUCUUGCCACUCUCGGGCGAACGGAUGCUGAUCGUGUGAAUGAGGAUGAACUCCUCUCUGUGACAGAUCAUUCGGUGAUGCGGAUGUCUCCAGAUGCCUCUUUGGGCCAGGCUCACAAAGUCUUCAAACAACUUGGAUGCAAACGGAUCUUCCUGGUUGGGUCCAUGCGAGGAAACUCAGAGGAUGUUCUACAGGGUAUGCUCUCCAAGAAGAUUUUUCUGCACUUCCUGAAGACGGGAAAGAUUGGGCACAUGCGAGACUAUCCCAACAGCACGCCCUACUACGCGCGGCAGUCCCCCGGGCGCUCGAACGUGGCCCGCGCGGCGGGACUCGCACGUUUCAGAAACACGUCCUUCGUGGCUUCAUUGCUGUCGAACUCACGGCGAAGGGGUCCGACGCAGCUGCGCACGAUGGUGAACUCGCCCGAAAUGUCGGCAAGCUCGGGUGAGGAGGACGGUCCUCCCUACGAUGAGGAGGCCACGGGAGAUGCAGAGUUCGUGAUGCAAGAGAAUGACUCCUAG